GAUUAACGGAAGUGAUCUCUAGUCGGGAUUUGCUCCAGGGACAAGCAGGUACUAUAUGAACGGCCGGCCCUCCUUCUCUUAUGCCUUCCCUUACCCCGUCUUGCUAGCGCUUGAAGUUUCGUGCAAACCAUACCGGCACCCUAUCGCCUCGCCCUGAAACCCCCAGUGUCGAGUGUCCUCCUUCAGACAGCAGUCCGACCCAUCGUUCAGUCCACCAUCCCAUCACGAUGGGCCUCCUCCCUCUCACAUACCGACGUCCAGCUUACGUCGACAAGGACAACAUCGCACUGAGCGACGAGCCCAACGCCGGCCAGAACACCCUCAGCAAUGCCCCUACCAACGACAGUGAAGCAGGACUAGAGAAAACAGAACAAAGCCUGAAGCCAGUCAACUCGGGUACUAGCAUCGCGGGAAUCCCGCCCGCAUUGAGCUUUGAUAAGAUUAUCGAGGGUGGAACAUGUCCACCGUGUACCGUACGAGACUUUAUGAACUACCUGAUAUACGUUGAACGGUCAGCCGAGAACCUGCAAUUCUUCCUAUGGUAUCGCGACUAUGUGAAGCGUUUCGAGCAAGCCAAGACAUGGGACCUUGCCCUUGCCCCCGAAUGGACACCAGCCAUGGAGGAGGAAGCCAUCCAGAAGAUCCAGAAAGAGCAGGCUGAGAAGGCCCGCAAGAAGCCAAACAGCAAAACAGGAGAUGUGACGGUCGAGAUAUUCAAGGGUACCGAUUUCGAAAAGGGGUCGACCCCAGUGCUGUCGAGUCCGAGAGGCCGGAGUACAUCAGACUUGCCCGAGGGCACUCGAACGGGCAGCAACAACCCGUUCGGAACGCCGCCGGAUACUCCGCGCGGCUACCACCAGGAGCAUUUCUCCUCCGAGUAUGUCGGGUCCAGUAUGGCGACGACGUACCGCACGCAGGCGAGCGAUGCCUUUACCACAGCAGGCAUCAAACCACCAUUCACCAUCCAGCCCUUCCGAAAAGAAAUCGACCGUGUGAUCGCCACUUAUAUCAUGGAUGACGCGCCCCGACAGCUCAACCUCUCCGACAAGGAGCAAAAAGCCGUGCUUCAAGCGCUCGCGCACACGACGCACCCGUCCGCGUUCCGCAUCAUCAUCACGCCCAUCGAAUCCGCGCUGCGUUGGCAGGCGCACCCCAACUUCAUCCGCUGGUCCAUCUGCAACGGCAACCCGGCGCGCGUUGUCUUCGCACGGGGGCUCGGCGUAGCGCUCAUCCUGCUCAGCACCGCGGUCGCCAUCGUGCUGACUUUGUUAAAGGCGGGCCGCGGCUACCGCGCGCUGCCGGCCAUCGGCUGGGUGCUGGGCAUCUCGACGCUGAUUGCCGCGUACAAGGGCAUGUGCGUGGUCUUGCACGGCUUGCAUCAUCGACAUAUUCGCCCGUGGGAGUUGUUCAAUACGGAGGAUGAGGACGCGGAAGAGGGCAAGGCGAAGCGGUCGUUUGACAGCUUCGGGUCUGGUAACAGCUAUGAGGACGAGCCGUGGGUGGUCCGGUAUCAGAAGCGCAACGUGAUUCGCAAGAUCUUUGAUCGCGAGGUGUGGAUCCAGGAGCCUGUGUUGCGCCAGAUUCAGGACACGAUUGCGGUGCAGAGCAUGUUGUGCGCCGUGGUGCUGUCGGCGAUCCUGACGGCCAUCUUUGUCGCCGUGCCUGGAGGGGACUUGUUUUGAUUUUCUUAAGUUUCUUGCAGUGUCUUUCAGAUAUCUGCUGCUAUGUUUUGUUUAUCUGAUCGAUCUGACAACCUGGAUCAAGACAAGACUCUUUGCAUCAGUGGAUGAAGCUUGUACCUAAAAGUGCGGGGUGGCCCAUCCAAAAAAAGUUGGAGAUCAAUGGAGACGGAUGACUUCCUUUCCAUUCUUCCUUCCAAUCUCCGGUCGGGGUUCGGACGUGCGGGAAUCCCCGCCAUCAUGCGGCGCCUGUCACCAAAUCACCUUUCAUUCCCCGUUCAAUUUUGUCCCCGCUCUGGGGAAAA
Molecule: messenger RNA, 1984 nt
Organism: Neurospora tetraspora
Lineage: Eukaryota; Fungi; Ascomycota; Sordariomycetes; Sordariales; Sordariaceae
Exons: 3
Coding region: 228-1682 (484 amino acids)
Source: RefSeq, a predicted model, not a curated record